Messenger RNA from Eptesicus fuscus (big brown bat), 303 nucleotides. RefSeq names its product NADH dehydrogenase [ubiquinone] 1 beta subcomplex subunit 1. The transcript has a single exon. The record is from RefSeq and is a predicted model, not a curated record. NCBI's taxonomy places the organism in Eukaryota, Metazoa, Chordata, Mammalia, Chiroptera, Vespertilionidae. Gene Ontology annotation, cellular component: mitochondrion. Bases 61 to 234 code for a protein of 57 amino acids.
UGGACUCGCGACUGCCCUUGGUCUUGGGGUCGGGCUGGCACCGAGGCCGCAGCAUUCAGGAUGAAUUUAAUUCAGCUUGUACGUGACCACUGGGUACAUAUACUUGUCCCUAUGGGAUUUGUCGUUGGAUGUUAUCUAGACAGAAAGAGUGAUGAAAAGCUAACUGCCUUCCGGAACAAGAGUUUGUUAUUUAAAAGAGAACUGAGACCCAAUGAAGAAGUCACCUGGAAGUGAAGGCUGUGGCUGAAUUGCAGAAUGGUCACAUUUUUUAAAUUAUCAGAAAAAUAAAAAAACUGAACAAUU